AUGAGAAACAAGAAACUUUUGUUCUUCUUCGUUUUGUUGUUGUUCUGCUUCUCUGACUUGUGUGUAGAACUCAGCAGAGGACAGAACAAUCGAAGAAUUGAUGUCAAUGUGGGUGUUGUUACAGAUGUCGGAACUCCAUACUCCGAUGUUGCCAUGCUCUGUAUCAACAUGUCUCUUGCUGAUUUUUAUUCUUCUCGUCCGCAAUUUCAGACAAGGCUUGUUGUUCAUGUUGGUGACUCCAAAAACGAUGUCGUAGGUGCUGCAGUUGCAGCUCUUGGGCUGAUAAAGAACAAACAAGUGAAAGCAAUAGUAGGGCCAUGGACUUCAAUGCAAGCUCAUUUCUUGAUCGAGAUAGGCCAAAAAUCACAGGUUCCUGUUGUUUCCUACUCUGCAACAAGCCCAUUUCUUCAAUCACUUCGCAGUCCAUACUUCUUUCGUGCUACAUAUGAGGAUUCCUCCCAAGUGCACUCCAUAAAAGCUAUCAUCAAGUUGUUUGGUUGGAGAGAAGUCGUACCUGUUUACAUCGACAACACCUUUGGAGAAGGUAUAAUGCCUCGUCUCACAGACGCAUUACAAGAGAUUAAUGUUCGAAUACCUUAUAGAUCUGUUAUCGCUCUCAAUGCCACGAACCAUGAAAUCUCUGUGGAGCUUCUUAAGAUGAUGAGCAUGCCCACUAGAGUCUUUAUUGUCCACAUGUACUCGUCCCUUGCCUCAAGAGUCUUUGUCAAAGCAAAGGAGAUUGGUUUAAUGAAACCAGGAUAUGUCUGGAUCCUUACCAAUGGUGUUACGGAUGACUUAAGUUCGAUAAAUGAGACGGGUAUUGAGUCUAUGGAGGGGGUAUUGGGUGUUAAAACUUAUUUUCGGAAAUCCAAAGAUCUAGACAAGUUUAGAUCUCGAUGGAGGAAGAUGUUUCCACGGUUAAAACUGAGUGUCUAUGGAUUGUGGGCUUAUGAUGCUACCACCGCACUUGCAAUAGCCAUUGAAGAAGCUGGAAUAAAUAACUUGGCUUUCAGUAAUGUGGAUCUUGGAAGGAAUGUUUCUGAAAUUGAAUCUCUUGGUUUAUCUCAAUAUGGUCCAAAGCUUCUCCAGACACUCUCAAGAGUUCAUUUCAAAGGGCUUGCAGGUGAUUUUCGUUUUGUAAAUGGGCAACUACAACCAUCAGUUUUUGAGAUUGUUAAUGUGAUUGGAACCGGAGAAAGGUCAAUAGGAUUCUGGACAGAGGAAAAUGGUCUUGUGAAGAAACUAGACCAGCAACCGCAGAGCAUGAGCGCUUUAUCUACUUGGAAAGAUCAUCUUAAACAUAUUAUAUGGCCUGGAGAGGCUGAUUAUGUUCCAAAAGGAUGGGAGAUUCCGACUAAUGGGAAGAAGUUGCGUAUUGGAGUUCCAAAGAGAACCGGUUACACUGAUCUCGUGAAGGUCACAAGGGAUCCUAUCACCAAGACACCAACAGUCACAGGUUUCUGCAUAGAUUUCUUUGAGGCUGUGAUUCGAGCAAUGCCUUAUGAUGUCUCCUACGAGUUCAUUCCUUUUGAGAAACGCGAUGGUAAACCAGCCGGUAAUUACAAUGAUUUAGUCCACCAAGUGUACCUCGGGAGAUAUGACGCGGUUGUUGGAGAUACAACCAUACUGGCGAAUAGGUCCUCUUACGUCGACUUCACAUUCCCAUUCAUUAGAUCAGGUGUGGGAUUGAUCGUCCCAAUGAAAGACCAAGUGAAGAGAGACAGUAUCAGUUUCUUGAAACCUCUAACAUGGAAACUAUGGUUAACUUCUUUUGUCUCUUUCUUCCUUGUUGGUUGUACUGUUUGGGUUCUUGAACAUAGGGUUAAUCCAGACUUCCGUGGACCAGCUAAUUACCAAGCUAGUACCAUCGUUUGGUUUGCCUUCUCUACCAUGGUUUUUGCGCCACGAGAAAGAGUGUUUAGCUUCGGGGCAAGGAUCCUAGUUAUCACAUGGUACUUCGUCGUUCUCGUGCUAACUCAGAGUUACACAGCCAGUUUGGCGUCGGUUUUGACAUCACAGCAACUUCAUCCAACCAUAACCAGUAUGAGUAGCUUGCUUGAGAAAGGAGAAAUAGUGGGAUAUCAGAGAACAUCCUUCAUCCUUGGAAAGCUUAAAGAAUCAGGUUUUUCACAAUCUAGCCUUGUGCCCAUCGAUACCGCAGAAGAAUGUGAUGAACUUCUGAGGAAAGGACGAGAAAAUGGCAAAGGCGGUAUCUCUGCAGCUUUAUUGGAAUUACCUUACUUGAGACUCUUUCUUGGACAAUAUUGCAACACUUAUAAAAUGGUUGAGGAACCUUUCAAAGUUGACGGUUUCGGCUUCGUUUUUCCCAUUGGACCACCUUUGGUGGCUGAUGUUUCAAGAGCCAUCUUAAAAGUAGCAGAGUCACCAAAGGCAAUGGAGCUAGAGCGCGCUUGGUUCAAGAAGAAAGAAGAAAGCUGUCCAGACCCAGUCACCAAUCCAGACCCUAAUCCAUCUUUUAGCUCUAGGCAGCUCGGUGUAGACAGUUUCUGGCUUCUGUUUCUUGUUGUGUUUGUUAUGUGCGUUCUAACACUCGGCAAAUUCACAUUCUGUUUCCUUAAGAAGACUAAAAUGAAUGAGUUGUGGAAAGAGUUUACACAACCAGACAAAGAUUCGUACAUCAACGGUGUAGAGAAAUGUCCGUGUUCGUCAAAUCAGCACAUGCCUGAGAACAGGAAUCAAGCAACAAACCAGAUUGACAACUGUUAGAGACACAAGUCAGAGCAACCAUUACGCUGGUAUCAAGUGAGAUUCAUGACCAAGACUGUCUCUAAUCUAACAAAACAAAAAAUCAUGAACAGUACCUAUGUAGCUUUAUUGUAUAUGCUUCUUGAAAAUUCAGUUGUUCUGUAACGAUGUAAAUAAAAAUUAUUCAGAUAACGAGAUUCCACAUUUUGAAACUAA
Molecule: messenger RNA, 2922 nt
Organism: Capsella rubella
Lineage: Eukaryota; Viridiplantae; Streptophyta; Magnoliopsida; Brassicales; Brassicaceae
Product: glutamate receptor 2.2
Cellular component (GO): plasma membrane
Molecular function (GO): glutamate-gated receptor activity
Source: RefSeq, a predicted model, not a curated record